AUGAAGAUAUUCAGCUGUUUUCCUGCAAUGUUCGGUAGAAAGAAAAACAAGAGGAAUCCAAUAAAACCACAGCCACCGAGAACGCAGAGAAUCAUUCAGAUCAGACUUGAAGAGCCAGUGAAGCCUCUGGAGAAUGACAAGAACAGUCCUAUCGAGCACGAUUCAUAUGAUGGUAAAGACACAACCGAAGUAAUUCACGAACGAGACGUUGAAUCUCUAGAACGCAAGGAGUUAGGUAAAGACGUCACAGAUUGUUCUGAAAAUGGCGAUGACGAUGACGAUGACGAGGAAGGUGGACACGUCAGCGAUCCGGGGUUAGGCAGAGCAAACGCUUGGGUGGCUUCUCCGAAGCUCAAACGAUCAUGCUCCACUCUCAGCAAGUUCACAACCGGUAGGUUCCAAGGUUAUGAUCCUCAAAAUCUCCAUGAGCUGAUGAGAGAUAGAAACGACGUCGAAUCAGUUAGGUCUCACAGAAGCGCAGAUAGAGUGAUGCUCAAGAAACAUUCCUCCAUGCAGAUACUUCCUUCCGGUAGCCGUCGGCUCUGGUGGAAACUCUUCCUCUGGAGCCACAGGAACCUUCACAAACACCGUCUUUCGCUGAAGUCACAACCUUUAGGUGCCAAGAACCACCAGUCUGGCUACACCUCUGAGCACGACCAAUCGAGCCAAGAAGUCAAGCAAUCCUCUCAGUGGAUAGCUUUCUCUGCGGAGUCCUCUUCGAUGAAACGAGUAGAUGAGUGGGUUAAAGGACUCGACGUCGAAACCGCAGUCCCAGUAAACGAGGAUGAAGACAAGAACAGCUUCCACAACUUCACAGCCUCUCCCAAGAUCGAGAGAUCACUAUCAAGAAACGUCUCGGAGGCUAUAGUCCAUGCGAACAAUCUUAUCCAAUCGCUAAGCAAAACCUCGAGUGUUGCUCACAUCUCGAGCAUAGGCUUGAAAGCUGUCCCUAGCAUCUCACAUUUCACCAGCCUCAAGUCCAUUGAUCUAUCAAACAACUUCAUAGUUCAAAUCACACCUGCAUCGCUUCCAAAGGGACUCCACGCGUUAAACCUAUCCAAGAACAAGAUCAGUGUCAUCGAGGGACUCAGAGAGUUGACGCGUCUACGAGUGCUAGAUCUCAGUUACAACCGUAUCUCUCGAAUCGGACAAGGUUUAUCAAACUGUACAUUGAUCAAAGAACUAUACCUAGCUGGGAACAAGAUUAGCAACGUAGAUGGUUUACAUAGAUUGCUGAAACUCAUCGUUCUUGAUCUUAGCUUCAACAAGAUCGCCACCGCCAAAGCAAUAGGCCAGCUAGUAGCAAACUACAACUCUCUCGUCGCUCUUAACAUUCUUGGAAACCCUAUCCAGAGCAACGUCGGUGAGGACCAGCUGCGCAAGACCGUCUCAAGCUUACUCCCUAAGCUGGUUUAUCUUAACAAGCAGCUAGUUAAGCCGCAGCGAGCCAGGGAAGUGCUCAAAGACAGCGUCGCAAAAGCUGCGUUUGGUGGCGGAGACUCUGUGCGUCACCGCCGCAAGAAAACGGUCUCCAAGAGAGCUGUGGUAGUAGCCUCCCCACGAGGCCGUGGAUCCAAAGGAAGAAGCCAACAUCAGCUCAGAAAAGCUUCAACUGCAGAGACACCUUCACAUUGA
Messenger RNA from Microthlaspi erraticum, 1635 nucleotides. The record is from the annotation of a GenBank genome assembly. NCBI's taxonomy places the organism in Eukaryota, Viridiplantae, Streptophyta, Magnoliopsida, Brassicales, Brassicaceae.